AUGACACGUCACCAGACACAUCUUCCAUUUCAUAUUGUACAGGAAGGGAAUGCGAACGAGAAGCCGCCGUACAGCUACGUGGCACUUAUUGCGAUGGCUAUCGAGGCGUCGCCGGAUAAACGAAUGACGUUGAAUCAGAUUUAUAAGUUCAUCGAGGCGAAAUUUCCGUACUACCGUGACGCGGACGCGAAACGAAAGCAGGGAUGGCAGAACAGCAUUCGUCAUAAUCUCUCGUUGAACGAUUGUUUUGUGAAGAAGGCGAGGGACGGACAAAGUUGUGCCAAUGACAGAAAGGGCAACUAUUGGCAGAUGGUAGCAGACAAUGCGCCGCAGUUUGACAAUGGAAAUUUUAAGAGAAGACGUGUCAAACGGUUGGGUAUUGGAAAAAUGGCGACGUAUGGGAACAAUAGUGGAAACCAUAACAACGAGAAUACGGAGACGUCGGCGGCGGGGACUGGAGGGACCAUUCUGGCGACACCGCAGAUACCGUUUUUCAAUGGGUUGAAGUGGCCACAGAAUAUUCAGACGAUGGACCCGUUUCAGUUUUUUAAGUUCCCCUACCCUCCUCCACCAGUCACCGAUCCGUCAUCCAACAACUCCUCGUCAUCCACUUCCUUCGACUCGUCUCUCUACACAAGUGCCUUCCCAAUCCCCACAUCUCACUUCGACACCUCUCUAGUUGCUCCGCCCCCUCCAGUUCUCACUUCUGAUGACACCCUGACAUCAGACUCUUCAUUGGUAAAGGAGGAGUUGUUAGAUAUGAAACCACUGAUCCCAGGGAUUCCUAGCGCCAGCUUUUUCACGAGUCUCGGACAAAUGACAACAACUACAGAUCCAAGGACUAUUGAGCAACAGCAGCUCCUGUCCACCGCUACCAACAUGUACCCCAACGCCUUCAUGUCACCGUACACCAGUUGGUCGUGUCAACCGACAACUACCUUCCCAGGACUCUCAUUUGAUGAUCCCUCACUAUAUUGUUAUGGACAACAAUUUCCAGCGUCGUCUUGA
Messenger RNA from Caenorhabditis remanei, 1008 nucleotides. RefSeq lists its product as uncharacterized. Gene Ontology annotation, biological process: anatomical structure morphogenesis; cell differentiation; regulation of transcription by RNA polymerase II. The coding region runs from base 1 to 1008 and encodes 335 amino acids. The transcript is spliced from 6 exons. NCBI's taxonomy places the organism in Eukaryota, Metazoa, Nematoda, Chromadorea, Rhabditida, Rhabditidae. Gene Ontology annotation, molecular function: DNA-binding transcription factor activity, RNA polymerase II-specific; RNA polymerase II cis-regulatory region sequence-specific DNA binding. The record is from RefSeq and is a predicted model, not a curated record.